UCAUGCUGCUGCCAGGUCCAGAGUGUCUCAUGGGUCCCUGUACGGCCUCCCAUUGCUGCUGUCUCCAUCGCCACACUCUGCCAUGUGCCACUUUCAGGUCUCCUCACACUGCUGGUGUGUUCCAUUUUUUGUCAUAGGGUGCUGGCAGAUUACGGGGCCUCCCAUUGCUGCUGCCAGGCCCGUAAUCUGCCAUGGGCCCCCGUACCGCCUCCUCAUGCUGCUGCCAGGUCCAGAGUCUCUCAUGGGUCCCUGUACGGCCUCCCAUUGCUGCUGUCUCCAUCGCCACACUCUG
Molecule: messenger RNA, 292 nt
Organism: Staurois parvus
Lineage: Eukaryota; Metazoa; Chordata; Amphibia; Anura; Ranidae
Source: the annotation of a GenBank genome assembly